Messenger RNA from Pelodiscus sinensis (Chinese soft-shelled turtle), 7643 nucleotides. The record is from RefSeq and is a predicted model, not a curated record. NCBI's taxonomy places the organism in Eukaryota, Metazoa, Chordata, Testudines, Trionychidae.
CAAGCUCGGUUGGCCCUGCUCCUCCUUCCCCUCGCUAGCAGCUGCGCUUAGCCCGGGACUGGACCGAGUUAGAGUUGAGGCGGCGGAGGAGUAGCUCGGAGUGCGUGUGAGCGGGGGGAGGGGGACCCGUGCCUGUGAGCGUUGGGGAGCUGGGCUCCAGCCCAGUUUGGUGCAGCCUUGGCAGAGACCAGCAAGGAAAGGAGCUCCAUUGGAAUUUCAAACAAGGGCACUAGGUUAAUUGGUAUAAGAGGAAUUGACUCUACAUUGGAGCACUUGGAGCAACUUAUUAAGGUAAACAGGCUGCAGUGGAUUUCUGGAUGGCUUAUCUGGAAUGGAUAGAAGUUCUCUCGGAGGAUUAGAUCGCUCUGAACAUACUUCUGGUUUACUAGGAACUACUGCCAUGGCAACUGGUCUUGCAAAUAUAGGAAAUACUUUUGGAGGUCCGGCUAAUAGUCUAGUUUCUAGACCUAAUAAAUUCCAAAACUCAUCUAUAGAAGAUGAUGAUGAUGUUGUUUUUAUUGAACCUAUACAACCUCCACCAACUUCAUUACUAAUAUCAGAUCAGAGAAACAUUACAUUUAUUUCAUCAAAAAGCGAAGAGCUUCAAGGAAAUGAUUCCAAAAUGCUUCCUCCUUCAAAAGACUUAAGUUCUCAAAAGGGAAGUAUAAGUGAGACUAUUAUUAUUGAUGAUGAAGAAGAUAUUGAAACAAAUCAAGGACAAGAGAAGAAUGUUUCCAGUUUUAAUGAACGAAGACUUCCAGAGUGUAAAAACAGAUCCAGCGAUAUGGAAUUCUCAGCUUCCAGUUUUUCAAGAAGUAAGGUAAAUGCAGGAAUAGGUAAUAGUGGUAUAACCACAGAACCAGACUCUGAAAUUCAGAUUGCUAAUGUUACCACAUUAGAAACAGGUAUGAGCUCUGUGAAUGAUGGUCAUUUAGAAAAUACUGAAGGGCGUGACAUGAACUUAAUGAUUACACAUGUAACAUCACUGCAGAAUACCAACUUGGGAGAUGUGUCUAACGGACUGCAGUCAAGUAAUUUUGGUGUUAAUAUACAAACAUACACCCCAUCUUUAACUUCACAGACCAAGACUGGUGUAGGACCUUUCAAUCCUGGUAGAAUGAAUGUGGCUGGUGAUGUCUUUCAAAAUGGAGAAUCUGUGACUCAUCACAAUCCUGAUUCCUGGAUAUCCCAGUCAGCUUCAUUCCCUAGAAAUCAGAAGCAACCAGGUGUGGAUUCCUUGUCACCAGUGGCCUCACUUCCUAAACAGAUUUUCCAGCCUUCUGCACAACAACAGCCUUCUAAACAAGUUAAAGUCACAUGUGCAAAUUGCAAAAAGCCCUUGCAGAAGGGACAGACUGCAUAUCAGCGGAAAGGAUCAGCUCACCUGUUUUGUUCUACUGCCUGCCUCUCAUCAUUUUCACAUAAACCUGCUCCAAAGAAACUUUGUGUUAUGUGCAAAAAAGAUAUAACAACAAUGAAAGGCACCAUUGUUGCUCAAGUUGAUUCCAGUGAGUCUUUCCAGGAGUUUUGCAGUACAUCGUGUUUGUCCUUUUAUGAAGACAAGCAUAAUCCCUCAAAAGGAAUCUUGAAUAAGUCAAGAUGCACUAUCUGUGGUAAACUAACUGAGAUUCGACAUGAAGUUAGCUUUAAGAACAUGACCCAUAAGCUCUGUAGUGACCACUGCUUCAAUAGAUACAGAAUGGCGAAUGGUUUAAUAAUGAAUUGCUGUGAGCAUUGUGGGGAGUACUUGCCUAGUAAAGGAGCUGGAAACAACAUCCUUACGAUUGACGGUCAGCAGAAAAGGUUCUGCUGCCAAAACUGCGUUGGUGAAUAUAAACAGAAAUAUGGCAAAUUAACAACUUGUACUGGUUGCAGAGCUCAGUGCAAGUUUUUUGAAAUGACUCAGUGCAUAGGACCUAAUGGAUAUAUGGAGCCAUACUGCUCAACUGCAUGCAUGAACACACACAAAUCAAAAUAUGCAAAAUCACAAAGUAUGGAAAUUAUUUGCCACUUUUGUAAACGAAACUCUUUACCUCAAUAUCAAGCCACAAUGCCUGAUGGAAUACUGUACAACUUUUGCAGUUCCAGUUGUGUAGCUAAAUUUCAGACUCUUAGCGUGCAGUCUUCAACCAAUGGUCAGUUUGUAUCUCCAAGUGACAUUCAGUUGAAAUGCAAUUAUUGCAAAAGUUCUUUUUGUUCAAAGCCAGAAGUUCUGGAGUGGGAGAACAAAGUAUACCAGUUCUGCAGCAGAACUUGUUCUGAUGAUUAUAAGAAACUCAACUGCAUAGUUACAUACUGUGAAUACUGCCAAGAGGAGAAAACACUGCAUGAAAUGGUGAAUUUCUCUGGUAUCAAAAGGCCAUUCUGUAGUGAAGGAUGCAAGCUGCUAUAUAAACAAGAUUUUGCAAGACGGUUAGGAUUGAGAUGUGUUACUUGUAAUUACUGCUCACAACUGUGUAAAAAGGGAGCAACUAAGGAACUUGAUGGUGUAGUAAGAGAUUUCUGCAGUGAAGAGUGUUGUAAAAAAUUUCAAGACUGGUACUUCAAGGCUGCCAGGUGUGACUGUUGUAAGUCUCAAGGAACUCUCAAAGAAAAAGUGCAGUGGCGUGGAGAAAUGAAACAUUUCUGUGAUCAGCACUGCUUACUGCGUUUCUACUGUCAACAAAAUGAACCUAAUAUGACAACACAAAAAGGACCUGAAAAUUUGCAUUAUGAUCAGGGUUGUCAAACUUCCAGAACAAAAAUGACAGGUUCAGCACCACCCCCUUCUCCAACACCUAACAAAGAGAUGAAGAACAAGGCAAUUCUUUGCAAACCUUUGACAAUGACAAAAGCCACAUACUGUAAACCUCACAUGCAGACAAAAUGUUGUCAGACAGAAGAUGAUUGGAAGAAAGAAUAUGUCCCAGUGCCUGUUCCUGUACCUGUUUAUGUUCCGGUGCCUAUGCAGAUGUAUAGUCAAAAUGUUCCUGUUCCAACAAUGGUUCCUGUUCCAAUACCAGUUCCGGUUUUUCUACCCACCACUCUGGAUAGCAAUGAGAAGAUUCUUGCAGCAAUAGAAGAGCUGAGGGGUAAAGUUCCUUCAAAUGCUCUGGAGGCUGAACUACUGACUAUAGCUGAGAUGUUGCCUGGCGAUGAUGGAAAAAUAGAGACUACAGAUGUGAACAGUGUAAUAAUCGAUACAGACUUGCUAACUUCUGGGACAGAGAUGCAGACAAGCUUGCCUGAUAUUCCGUAUGAUCCAGACCUUGAUAUUGAAAUUGAUUUUCCAAGAGCGGCUGAAGAGCUUGAUACAGAAAAUGAAUUUUUGCUGCCUCCUGUCUUUGGGGAAGAAUAUGAGGAGCAGCCGAGACCUCGAUCCAAAAAGAAGGGAGUGAAGAGAAAAGCAGUGUCAGAAUACCAGUCUCAUGAUGAUAGCUCUGAGAAUUCGGAGUGUAGUUUUCCUUUCAAAUAUGCAUAUGGUGUAAAUGCGUGGAAACACUGGGUAAAAACUAAGAGUCUAGAUGAAGAUCAACCAGUAUUAGAGGAACUGAAAUCAACAAAAUCUGUAAAAUUAAAGGAAGAUCUGUUAUCGCAUACUGUAGCUGAGCUAGACUAUGGGUUGGCGCGUUUUGUCAAUGAAAUUCGAAGACCAAAUGGAGAGAACUAUACACCUGACAGCAUCUAUUACCUGUGUCUUGGGAUUCAGGAGUACUUGUAUGCAAGCAAUCGAAAAGACAAUAUAUUUAUUAAUCCAAGCUACCAGACGUUUGAGCAGGAAUUAAAUAAAAUCCUUAAAAGUUGGCAACCAAGCAUUCUUCCAGAUGGGUCAAUAUUCUCUCGAGUUGAAGAAGAUUAUCUUUGGAGGAUAAAACAGCUAGGAUCACACUCUCCAUUUGCUCUUCUGAAUACACUGUUCUACUUUAACACUAAAUAUUUUGGCCUGAAAACAGUGGAACAGCAUUUAAGACUUUCCUUUGGCACUGUUUUUAGACAGUGGAAAAAAAAUCCUCGAACAAUGGACAGGAAAGCUUGUCUUCAAUACCAGGUUUCUUCUCUGUGCGGAGCUGAUAGUGAAGAUAAAAUUACUACUGGAAAAAGGAAACAUGAAGAUGAUGAGCCAGUAUUUGAACAAAUUGAAAAUACAUCAAAUCCUGCUAGAUGUCCUGUGAAAAUGUUUGAGUGCUAUUUAUCUAAGAGCCCACAGAAUCUUAAUCAGAGAAUGGAUGUGUUCUAUUUACAACCGGAAUGCUCUGUUUCCUCGGAUAGCCCUGUCUGGUAUACUUCCACUUCACUGGACCGCAACACUUUGGAACAUAUGCUUGUACGGGUUCUUUUAGUAAAAGAUAUUUAUGAUAAAGACAAUUAUGAACUCGAUGAAGACAUAGAUUAAAAUAAACUUCCAAAAGCUGUCAGGACAAAAAGAACAGCAUUAGAUAGUCAUGCUGCUAGACCUUUAUUAUGGAAAACAUUUCAAGUUUACUCUUUGUUUUAUGAGUUUUGUAGCAGUGUACCCUCACCUGGGUAUUACCAUGUAAAUAAUUUGUGAGUGAAAGUUGCCAUUAUUCUAUGUAGUGAUUUUAGGAUACUUAACAAACACAUUCAAAUUCAUUUUUUAUUAUUUAUUUGAUUAGGUAUGUUUGUAACUUUUUACAUUGCAAAAUAUGAAUGAGAAUGUGCCAUGUGUAAUUUUUUUCUUGUAGUAAGAAACAUCCAUAUUGCACAACUCUACUGUUGAAAGCUUCCUUGAAAGGAGGCUCUUUUACUGGGUUCUUCAACCAGAUGGUUGUGUAUGGGUAGCACUACUAAAGUUUAGAACUUGCUGUGUCUUUCAGGAUUUUUAAAUAAAUUGUAAACUAAUAGGUUUUUUUACUUUUUAGUUACUGAAGCCUUAUAAGGUUAUGUAGAGAGAUUCCAUCUUAUGUACCAAAAAUAGACAAAAGAGAAUGCUGUCAAUAUUGGUGUACUGUAAUGUGAAUCUAUACUGGUGAAAACAACUUUUUUGUUGCCCUUAUUAAAACCUUAGUGUCCUUUCCUUAUUUGUGACUCUCUGAAUUGCCCCUUCAAAUAAAAUAUACUUUAAAAAUGAGCAUAAGUGUAAGGCAUGUGAUCAUCUAGACAUUUAUUUUGUGAAAAUGUCUGAUGGCAAUGCUAUAAUUUUCUUUUCCAUUUUUAUUUUGCCAAACAUAAAUGCUGGUACCUCAUAUUUCUAUAAAUCAGUCCUUCAUAGCAAAAGGGACUUUAAUGCAGUAUUACAAAAAGUAAUACAGUAUGCUAAAUUUUUUAACUUUUUUUGCUUGUCAUUGCUAUGUUGUACUUAAAAACUAACAUUUGAUUAUGGGUUGUAAGAGUUCUUUUAACGAAUGUCUUCAUUAAAAAUAUAGAAGACACAUGAAGUUACAGAAAGUCAAAACAUACUUUUUUAAAACUGCUUUCCUUUGUGCUAUGUCUUUUCAAUAUAUUUAUUUUGUAUAAGGAAUCUGAUUUCCAGAUGUAUAUGUUUAGCCUCUCAAGUUUUGUUUGUUCCCUGCUCUUGAUUGACUAUAGCAGGCAAAAUGGUGGUUUGUGCAAUGAUCUUUCCUAUAAUACACAAGAAAUCAUAGUACAGCAUUCGGCUAUCAAGAAGGUAAUUAGUAUGGUAUUCCUAAUGAUUUAAGUAUCUAUUGAUAAGGAUCAAUUAUUACUGAGAUGAAGGAAAGAAAAUUGUUUUAUAUAACUUUUUGCCAUGAGAUUAAUUUCCUGCAGAGAUGCAAAUGUUUUUCACUUUCCGUAUUUCAUUUCCUGGACAUAUAGGGGGUGUUAACUUCUAUAAAGAGAAAUAAAGCUGCAAGUGCUUUGUUUUGAUAAAGAAAUGUAUUUAAAUUUCUGCUACUCUCUUCUGUCCAUGAGUAUAUAUUAACUUCAGAUACAUCACCAAUAGAAAGGCAGAUGAAUAUACACAUUUUUAAAUUUUUCUUUAUUUUGAUUGGCUAAAUUGGUACUAGGUCUCCCAAAAUGAUUUCAGUUGUACUGUUGCCUUUUUCCAGGCAAUGGUGCAACUUCAGUAACUAAAAUUUAAUACCUGUUUUUUCAAGUAAUAUUAGUCUAAAAUAUUCAUGAGAUAGAAAAGCUACUUGAUUUUAAAAUAAAUUUCAAGCGUUAUAAUCACUAUUUUAAUAAUUCUAUGUUUUGAGAGCUAAGUUUCCAAUUCAGUGAAGUACUUGAGUCCAAACUUAACUUUAAGUAAGUGAAUAGUCCCAGGGUAUGUCUAUACUAGCCCCCUAGUUCGAGCUAGGGAGGCUAAUGUAGGCAUUCGACAUUGCAAAUGAAGCCCGGGAUUUAAAUAUCCCAGGCUUUAUUUGCAUGUUCCCUUCUGGUCGCCAUUUUUAAAUUCUACUAGUCCGAAGUAACUUCCCGUGGCUACACGCGGCAGUCAAAUGGUAAUUCAAACUAAGUCCUUAGUUCGAAUUAACUGUUACUCCUCAAGAAAGUACAUAAUGUUUGACUCUUGUGCUUACAUUUCUGUAUACGCUGGUAUGUUUUGCCUGAACAAAAGCUGAUUAUGGAUAUCCUUUGAGUAAAAAAUAAGGACUCUCGUUAAUAUGACAUACUGGAGACUAAUCUACAUUGUUCUCUAUUUCAUAAGGAAGUAAUUACUGAAGUCUAUCACGUUAUUGCCCUAAAUUUCUUCCAUUCUCUGAGUUCUACUCCCCAAUUAAAAUUUAAAAAACGUAAUUUAGGCAGGGUUUAAAAUAGACGUUUCUACAUAUUGAGCCGAGUUGGUAAUAUAAAGAUGGCUGACAUGAAAAUAACUCUUACUCCAGAAGAUGGAGCUCUUCCAUCAUUAGCAAUAAUGUUUAUUUGGGUGUUUAGCGUGUUUAGAUUAAACACUGUAAACUGUUGAGAUACUGUAGUCAAGUACACAUCAUGCCUCAAUGUAUACAUGUUGUUAUAUCAUUUCUAAAUUUUAAUGGUGAUACAAACUGCAAUAAACAGCCUUAGCUCUAAUAAAUAAAUAAAUAAAUAAAUGCAAUUUUGUAAUAAUUAGGAGUUCAGGGCAAAUAUUUUUUCUUUUUAAAGACUAUUGCUAGUCCAGUUCUUGACCAUCUUGGUUCCAAGGAACAAUAUGAAGAUAUGUGUAGGCCUGUAUAGCCAUCUUGUUUCACACCAGGUGUCUAGGUUAAUGGCAUACCUAAAUAAUUUGCUUGACCUCCCCCAUCUUGUGCAGAGUAAAGAAAGAAGUAUGAAAAAGUGCCUUGGCUUUCUUGGCCUUUAGUGUUAACUGGUACAGCUCACCUUAGUGAGAAGUAUAACUUGGUAAUUAAUCAGUUGUAUAGUUGGUGUCUGUGCGUUUCCCCCUUAGAGGGCACUGGCAACAUGUGGUAGCCGAAAGACAAAUUUUCUGCCACUUCCCAAAAUUUGCCACCUUGUGCUAAAAGUCUCUUUUUCUGCAUAGAAGAAACGUUUUAUCUAGAAACUGACUCUCCAAAGAAACUUAUAUUUUUAAUAAUAAUUAAAACUAAGAUGGCAACUUGAAGAUAUUGAGAAAAUUAGAGUGGCAACACUAGGCACGAUGCAAUGCAACUACAACUUGCAGUGAAAAAUUUUAUACAAACAAAAAGUUCCUUAUUGGAAAUUGUAAAAGUAUUUGGUUUUCUAUUAAAAUGAUGCUUUCUGUGCAGUGA